AUGGAUCAAUUACGUCCCGAGCAGGAGUCGGUGUUGCAGAAUUUCAAGGAGUUCACUUCGUAUAAUGAAGAUGAAGAACAGGACAAGGUCCUGCGACUUUUGACCGUGUGCAACUGGAAUCUGGAAAUUGCUGUUGCCAGGUACUUCGACAACGACUUCCCUACCCUGGUUGAUGAUACUUCUUCAAUUGCAACUCCGGCAGAGUCGUUCUCGCCGUACGUCAGAUCAUAUGCCGGAACAGACCCGUUUGGCACGUCUGCUCCUCCUUCGAGAGAAGCCCCGGCUCCACGAGCUAUUGCAUUCGACGAUCCGUUUUUGGAUCUGAUACCUAAACUGCCAAAGGCAAUUCCUAUCCAGAACCGUUGGAAAUUUCAAGUCGGACUCAAAUCCUCCUCCGAAAGACGAAAAUCAACCUAUGCAUUACUUCCACCGGUCAUUUUCAUCCUAAUGUUGUUCCCACGUCUCCUUUGGCUUGUUGGAUAUGGUCUCAGCAAAAUCCUGGGACCAUUAUUCCCCGGUUUAUUCAGGAUCUUGGGACUUCGAGAAAGUCCUAAUGAUUUCCCUUGCAAACCUAUUUAUACUUCCAAGGAAGCUAUUGCCAGCUACAACAUCAAGAAUUACAUCAACGAGGUAUUGGGUGAAACUUCGGAUCUACCAAUCUUUGAAGGCGGUUUCAACGAAGCUUUCGAGACCGCAAAGUCUGAGCUCAGAUGGCUCAUGUGUAUCAUUAUCAACUCGGAAAGAGACACAACCACGAAAUUCGUCAAAACAUAUCUAAAUCACGAGCAUUUCAUCAAAUUUAUCAAAGAAAAUAACAUCAUUCUGUACAUCGGAGACGUCAGUUAUCCUGAACCGUUCGAGGUGGGACAAACGUACAAGGUGUACAGCGUGCCACAUCUUGAUUUGAUAUCCAAUGUUUCUGCAACCGGAACGACGUUCCCAUUGAUGUCUAUUGUGACCAGAUACCAUAAUUUUGAUAACUGUUCUAUAGAUUCGGCCAAGAAGGUGACAAAACGGUUGCAGAAGAUUGUUGAUAAGUACGAGCCGCAGCUGGUUACGCAGAGAUACGAUAAGCAGGAGGCCGAGUUUUCGCGGCUGAUCAGAAAACAGCAAGAUGAAGCGUACGAGCAGUCUCUUCUGAACGAUAAGAUCAAGCAGGAGGAGAAGAAACACAAGGAGCUAGACGAAAAGGCUAAACUAGAAAAAUUGAGACUCAAGGAAGAGGCGGUCAUUUUGAGACAGAAACAGGAGCAGGCCUUCUUCCAAAAACACAUUCCGUUGGUUUUUGAUCGAGACGACAAAGACUGGGUGAAAGGUGACUAUACUACGAUUCAGUUCCGCAAUCACGAGGGAAAACGGACCGUCCGCAAGUUUUUCAAGGAUGAGACGUUAUACGACUUGUUCCUGUUUGUCGAGUGCAAGAACUACAAAGCCCUACAUGGAGACGACGAGGAAGAAGAGGCGGAAGAUGUUGAUCUUGACGGGUACGAGCAUGACUUCAAAUUCGAGCUCAUUUCUCCAAUGCCAAGAAGCAAGUUCCAUGCUGAUAAGACGAGGCUACUCAAGGACGUUAAGGAACUGUGGCCUAACGGUUCGUUAUUGAUUGAAAGACUUGAGGACUCGGACGACGAGUGUGACGAAUGA
Messenger RNA from Ogataea philodendri, 1644 nucleotides. RefSeq lists its product as uncharacterized. The record is from RefSeq and is a predicted model, not a curated record. Gene Ontology annotation, molecular function: ubiquitin binding. The coding region runs from base 1 to 1644 and encodes 547 amino acids. Gene Ontology annotation, cellular component: endoplasmic reticulum. The transcript has a single exon. Lineage: Eukaryota; Fungi; Ascomycota; Pichiomycetes; Pichiales; Pichiaceae.